Messenger RNA from Perca flavescens (yellow perch), 3611 nucleotides. RefSeq names its product zinc finger protein 148-like. NCBI's taxonomy places the organism in Eukaryota, Metazoa, Chordata, Actinopteri, Perciformes, Percidae. The coding region runs from base 297 to 2402 and encodes 701 amino acids. Gene Ontology annotation, cellular component: nucleus. The record is from RefSeq and is a predicted model, not a curated record. The transcript has 5 exons. Gene Ontology annotation, molecular function: RNA polymerase II transcription regulatory region sequence-specific DNA binding; DNA-binding transcription factor activity, RNA polymerase II-specific. Gene Ontology annotation, biological process: regulation of transcription by RNA polymerase II.
ACUUCCUAUUAGAGGGCAAGGACACUUAUUAAGGUUCUCUCAGUCAGAGGGUAACUACUUUUGCACGAUACUGUCUAUGGUCGGGAUGCGCCUGAUACCAAACCACGCGAACCCAGCUAGUAAAUCCCGCCCAUCAAGCCUUCGCGCCAAGCAGAGGUGACUAGCUGUUAGCUGUUAGCUGUUUGGGACCACGCCGAGAUAGCAGAGUCCACACCGAGGCCUGUGUUCUAGUCCCCCGUAAACAUUGAAACUGUCCGGCUACUUUUAAAAGUGAAGGUACAGAACUUAAAUCCAGGAUGUGCUCCGUCGUCGGAUGUGAUUCGGGGCGUCGCAGUGCGCUACGGUUCAAGUUACCGGAGGACCCAGAGAGGAGACUGGAGUGGGUUCAGUUCCUUUUCGAAGUCAACGGGCAACGACUUAAAGAAUCGUCCUGGACUGAUAUCACCAUUUGUAAUGAACACUUUACUGAAGACUGCUUUGAACACCUGGCUCCAGGGACUGGCGCGGUCCACCUAAAGCCCGGUGCUGUCCCAUCACUGUGUUUCAAGUCCGAGCCAGACGAACCUCUGGAGAGCCCACAUUAUGUGGAGCCUGUUCAAACCACAGAAGUGGCUUGUCAUGAUGACAUUAAACCGUGUAAUACUUCAACUUCCUACUCGGAAAAAGCAAAACCUACUGUAACUGGUUUCCAUGCAAGCCCGGUGUCAGAUUCACCAGAUGCUUUGAAUGCGGUCCCCUCUGGCGAUUUAAUCAAGGAAAAAGCUGCGCUUCUGACGGAAGGAAAGUGUAUUGUGAAUGAACGCUGCCUCCUCCAGUUGUUCCGCCGCAAAUGCCCAUCAUGUGGAUGUAAGCUUCAGAUGGAGAAGGUCACCCAUGGGGUGCUCAUCAUCUUGAACCAACAGUGCCUUAAGUGUGACUACAGAAACCAAUGGAAAAGCCAAGUCAAUGCCAGUGUCCCAACAGCUGAAGACCAACGCCUGACAGAAGUAGUAGAAGUAGACCUAACUCCAGAGACCCAACAGGGAGUGCCAACAGAUGGCAAUCUCAGCAGCACCGUUUUCUCUGAGAUUGUUACCCUUAGUGAUGAAGAAAGUGAUCUGUCAGGUGAAGGAGAAGAAGGUGAUGAUGGCGGGGUGAGUUCAGAUGGGGAAUGGAAUCCAACUGAGGAUAUUUUGCUGGCUGAAGAGCUCACAAAGAACUCGGAAGAGGAAACCGAAGAUGAAAGCGAAGAUGGAAGCGGACAGGAUAGCGAAGAGGAGGAAGAUUCUCCGGGUGGCCUCCAAAUUCAUGAGCUCUGCACCGAGUGUGGACGUUUUUUCACUAUCCUGAAGCCUCACACAUGUGAGCACAAAAUAAAGCCCUAUUCCUGCAACGUAUGUGGCAAACGAUGCGUUACCAAGACGUCUCUGAAAGUUCACAGUAGGAUUCACGAUGAAACCUAUGACCAUCCAUGUAAAUUCUGCCACGCUCCCUUCAAAACAAGGGUGGACAAACUUAAACACGAGCAGAUCCACGAAGACAGGAAAGAUCCCUAUAAAUGUCCCGACUGUCCUGAGACAUUUACCACAAAUACAAAACGCAGAAUUCACCUGGCAAAUCACAGAACCCCAAAGGAGUACAAAUGUGGAGUUUGUGAUCUAGCCUUUAAGGAUGUACAUCAUCUUCAGAGACACUCUGUCGUGCACACAGGAUUGAAACCGUACACGUGUUCAGUGUGCCAGCGUGGCUUCAACCAGGGAAGCCACCUGAAAUCCCACAUGCGUGUGCACACAGGGGAGAGGCCUUUCAAAUGUCAGCACUGUGACAAAAGCUUCAAUCACAACGUGAGCUUGAAGAGUCACGUCCAGCGGUACCACUCGUCGAGCGCUGAACGCGAACGAAAGAAAGGUGAAAUGGAUGAAAGGGCGAGCGACACAGGUGAUGCGGAGGACAGUGGGAUUAAGAAAGACACAGACUCUGAGUUUGAUAAUGUGAAAGAAAAACCAGAUACAAAAGAGGAGGUGCAGAAGGAGAGUACGGGAAAAAAAAGCAGCAGGAGGAGCACCGGUAGACCCGUAGGACGGCCUAAGAGAAAUGCAGCAGGCAGCUCGGUUCAGUCCGGGGGAAGAGCAGGUCGGCGUCUAAACACUGCAAAAUCAAAGGCCCAGAAGUUAACGAAAACCAGUUCCAGCGAUGAGGAAAGCGAGGCAGAGCAAUCCGACAGUGACAUAUCCUUUGACUCGGCAGAAAAGGAAGAGGAGAAGGGGACAGUGAGGAAGAGCACGGGGAGAUCAAGAGGAAGGCCCAAAAAUAACAGUGACGACGAUUUUGACCCAGAAGAAGAAACAAAGAAAAAGAGAUACAGCAGUCAGAGCAGCUCAGGGAAACGUAGAGGAAGACCAAAAAAGAAUCAAGCGGUCUGAAAAUUCUCCCAACACACGGAGCUGAAAAAUGUAUUUGGUGUAAGCAGGAAGCCAUGGAAACCCGUAUGGAUAUCUCUCGAGUAGAAAACAAUUUGGAAUAUGAGAAACCAAACAUCCGGCAGCGUCUUUCUGAAUGAAAUAGUUUUUUACUGUGCAGUAAUGGCGGGUCAGUCAGUAAAUCACAAGUUAUUUGGAAACCUAUUUAGUAGAGAGUAUUUGGUGCAUUAUAAGAAAGUGACUGAGUGUAGGGAAAGGUAAUUGCAAGUUACCUUUGGAAAAUGUGGGUCACCACAUGUAGGAAAAAAAAGGCUCUUAGUGGGAAAUGUGUGCUAUAUUCGUGUAACGUGAGAAUAAUGUGAGCUUAAAGCUAAAAAUACCUUUUAUACUUUCAAAUGAAGUCAGGGCCCCGUAGCAGUUUCUAUCUUUACUUAUUCGCUAUAAAGUUGCAUUAUUAUGUAACUUGAGAGAUUUGUCAGUCCGUAGGGAAAUAUUUAAAUAGCAAUUCAUUGCUACAUGUUUUGUUUUUAAAUCACUAUUCAACAAUUUAACCUGUUGGCUAAUAGAUCAUCAGACUCAAUGAUAAUGUACUUUUACACAAUGCAAAUUUAUAGAAACAUGUAACCGUUUGGUAUUCCCAAGUCAUUUCAACACUCCCAAGUUUAGGACUGUUGGCCUCAGAGAAUUGUCAAAGAACAUCUUUAAGGACCGUAUGCUUUUGUAUCGUUCAGCCCAUUAGCUACAGAUAGUAGUGUUUACAUUGCUGCUGACCAUUUUGGAGCUGCUUGCUGAGCCUUGAAACUAGUUUGAGAUACCAUAGCUGAUGUGGGUGUGCGGUCUUAAUCAUCCCGCUGCUCCGCGAUCGCUGUGGUAUGGUUCUAUAAUAAUACAUUUAUUAAGAUGGACUGUCACGGACCUCAGUUUCCCUGAAUGCACCACUGAGGCGAGUUUUGCAAAUAGUCCCUGUUUGCCACUGUAUUAGAACACAAGUAUAUAAGGAAGUAAAAAUACAGGUUAAUAAAUAAAUAAAGUCUUCACUGUAUUGAAUUACCUGUCAAUUAGGUUUCAAGUCUCCGCACGUUUAUUGCCAUACCAUACAGAAACUAACUACAUAGUUGCAAGUGAUGUUAACUAUAUGCAAUUUGUAGAAAAUGGUAUAAACACAUGCAAAAUACCCAGAUUUUUAUAUAAAAUAAAUGUGUCCAACUGCCA